This is a messenger RNA of Callorhinchus milii (elephant shark), 1083 nucleotides long. It is a transcript of the gene cenps, whose product is annotated as centromere protein S. Gene Ontology annotation, biological process: resolution of meiotic recombination intermediates; replication fork processing. The record is from RefSeq and is a predicted model, not a curated record. The transcript is spliced from 5 exons. Bases 133 to 546 code for a protein of 137 amino acids. Lineage: Eukaryota; Metazoa; Chordata; Chondrichthyes; Chimaeriformes; Callorhinchidae. Gene Ontology annotation, molecular function: chromatin binding; protein heterodimerization activity. Gene Ontology annotation, cellular component: Fanconi anaemia nuclear complex; FANCM-MHF complex.
AGAGAGAGAGAGAGAGAGGUGGUGGGGGUUGGAUUUCGAGGAACGCGUUCGCCUCUCCGGCCUCGUGUCCUCUGGGAGGCGCCGUAGGGCCGAGUGUUGGCGGGAAAAUACGAGCCGCGAGCGGGAAAGGUCAUGGCGGCGGCGGCGGAGCGGGACAGGGCCGCGCACACCCAGAGACUUCGAGCUGCAGUGCACUACACCGUUGGAUGUCUUUGUCAAGAGGUUGGGGAAGACAAAGGAAAAGAGUUCAACAAACAAACCAUUGCAGCCAUAGCAGAAACAACCUUCCGACAGUGUGAAAUUUUUGCACAGGAUCUUGAACUAUUUUCAAGACAUGGAAAGCGAAGCACUGUUAAUACUGAAGAUGUGAAACUCCUGUCUAGAAGGAGCACAGCGUUGCAAAAAUUCAUAACAAAGAAGUGUGAUGACCUUGCAUCCGAUAAUGUGGAGAAGAAGACAUUGUUUACUGCAGGGAAAGGAAAGAAGAAAUCUAAUGUUCAGACUGAAUCCACAGUAACUGAAAGUGACGACACUUGUAUGGAGUAGCUCAGAUGACGUGUUUUAGACCUAAGUCCGGAAAUGAGGUCAUUGAACAGUUUCCCAUCAAUCUUUGAACUGAUUUUCUUUCAUGAGUAAACAGCAGCUUGGAGAAAGUAAUAAUAAUACUGAUAUAGCGCCUUAUCACGUAGUUAAGACAUCUCAAAGCGCUUCACAAAAUAUAUUAUAAAGUGGUUAAAUUGACUGCGAUUUUGGUGGCGAAACGAGGCAGCCAAUGGCGCACAUCAGUGUGCCACAAACAAUCGUGGAUUAAAGUAACCAACAAAUAACACCUGAAAUAAUUAAACAGAAUCCAGCUGAAUUUGACUUCACUGCAAGAAUUAAAAACAAUUGAACCCAAGAAGAAUAUUUAUCAAAGAUUCACCCUGAUGCCUUAGCUGUAAUAAUGCUAUCUCUAAACUUUGAUGUGUUGAAAUUCUACUUGGCACUUGUAAAGAAAAGUUACUCGUCUUAAGUCCAACGAGAAAUUACUUAUUUUUUUCACAUAAUAAUAAUAAUCCUUGCAUUUGAUAUAGCGCUUUUCAC